This is a messenger RNA of Paraglomus occultum, 645 nucleotides long. The record is from the annotation of a GenBank genome assembly. Lineage: Eukaryota; Fungi; Glomeromycota; Glomeromycetes; Paraglomerales; Paraglomeraceae.
CAGGCAUGGCUAUAUCUAUCCCAAACUCCACAAUGUUUCAUCACAAAAUAUAUGCUCUUCGAAAAGUUAAUGAAAUACAGGACCAACAACACAUUGCUCAAAUGAUAUAUCAACUUAAUCAUCACAACUUCUACAACUCCACACUCAAAAUUCGAUUACAACAAAUUCAAAAUGCAGCUGCAACUAAUACAUCUAUACUGACCAAUCAUUCAUACACCCUAAGUCAAGAAGAACACUUCUCUACGACGGCAAAAAUGUUACAAAGUCUACAUCAAGCGAAAGUCUCUAUAAAACAUGCUGAUAUCUGGCCCAAACCUCUAACCUUUCAAGGCACAACUAUAAAUUACAUCCUACAACAACUCAAAUCAGCCUACAAAAUCAAAACAAAACUCAAUAAAUUAGAAAUCUAUGCAAUAGAACAAUGCACAAACUAUACGCACUCACAAACACUUAUCUGGACACAUAUCGCACAAACUAUACCAAAAAUACAAAGAGGCAGAAAACCCAAAUGGUUCGAACAAAUAACUCAGCAAACCAAUAAAAUCAUUGGGGAUGAGAACUACAAGCUGCUUACACCAAACCCUUACACUCUUAAAGCCAAACAGAUUAACAAGAAAGACUGGGUCUACAAUACUAAAACAAAAA